AUGGCCCCGCGCCUCUGCCUCUGCCUCCUGGCGCUGCUGCUCCCGGCGGCCGCCCCGGCGCCGCGGCCGCCCCGCACCGACUGGGCCGCCUGCAGGAGCCUCUCCCGGGAGCUGUCGCGGCUCCUGGGGGCCCUCGAGGCGCCGCACCGCGUCCUGGAGGAGAUGCGGCUGGACGAGGAGGCCCCCGAGGAGGACUGGCCCCCCCGGAUCCGCUGCAGUGACGCCUGUGACCCCUCCACGCUGGACACCAACAACACGCGGUGCCUGCGGCGGAUCCUGCAAGGGCUGCAGCACUACCGGGACCUGCUGGACUCGGACAUGUUCACCGCCCGCCGCCUGCCCUGGCUGGAGACCACCCUGGACAAGCUGCUGGGCCUCGUCCAGCAGGAGCACGGUCCCCCACCCCGGCGCCCCCUCGCCCCCAGCGCCGUCUGGGCCCAGACGCUUCUGCAGCACCAGGCACUCAAGCGGCUUCAGUCCUUCACCGCCGUCAUGAGCCGCGUCUUCACCCACAGCGCCAGCACCCACUGA
Rhea pennata is the source of this 531-nucleotide messenger RNA. RefSeq names its product interleukin-23 subunit alpha-like. Gene Ontology annotation, cellular component: interleukin-23 complex; extracellular region. Lineage: Eukaryota; Metazoa; Chordata; Aves; Rheiformes; Rheidae. The coding region runs from base 1 to 531 and encodes 176 amino acids. The record is from RefSeq and is a predicted model, not a curated record. Gene Ontology annotation, molecular function: cytokine activity. Gene Ontology annotation, biological process: immune response; positive regulation of T cell proliferation; positive regulation of T-helper 17 cell lineage commitment. The transcript is spliced from 4 exons.